This is a messenger RNA of Zychaea mexicana, 177 nucleotides long. RefSeq lists its product as uncharacterized. NCBI's taxonomy places the organism in Eukaryota, Fungi, Mucoromycota, Mucoromycetes, Mucorales, Lichtheimiaceae. The transcript has a single exon. The record is from RefSeq and is a predicted model, not a curated record. The annotation marks the transcript as partial.
AUGUUCGGCCGUACAGCAAUACUUCCAUCCGCAGCUGAUUUACACUUACCAGCAAUGAAAACACACACAACCGAAACUUGGAUCGCAUAUCUCAAUCAUUAUCUUCCAAUCCUGCACAAGAAAGUACACAACAAUAUCCAAAAAGCCCAAGAACGGCAGAAACGUUACUAUGAUCGC